Lotus japonicus is the source of this 1295-nucleotide messenger RNA. RefSeq names its product mitochondrial outer membrane import complex protein METAXIN-like. The transcript has 6 exons. Bases 103 to 1065 code for a protein of 320 amino acids. NCBI's taxonomy places the organism in Eukaryota, Viridiplantae, Streptophyta, Magnoliopsida, Fabales, Fabaceae. The record is from RefSeq and is a predicted model, not a curated record.
CCAUAUCACCAAACAAAAGCAACAAAAACAAAAAAUCGCCACAAGAAAUUUGAUACAAUCCCAAUUCCCAUGAACCCUAAACCCACGAGUAACUGUUGAUUCAUGGCGGAAUUGAACACUCUGGUUGUGAGGAAGCCCUGUUUUGGUCUCCCAACUGGUUGCCCUCAAUGCCUCUCCGCUUUCAUCUACCUCAAGUUCGCUCAAGUUCCCUUCCAAUUGGAUUUCCACCUAAACAACCCUCACUCCGAUCAAAUUCCUUACUUUGAGUAUGGUGACUGUGUGGCUUAUAACAAUGAGAAAGAGGGCAUCAUUGAGUGUUUGAAGAAAGAUGUUGGGGUAGUUGAUUUAGACAGUGGGGUGUCUUCCCUUCCUGAUUGGAUAUCAACAAAAGCAGUUCUCACCACUUGGCUUGCUGAUGCACUUGCAUUUGAACUCUGGAUUGGGUGUGAAAGCUCAUCUGCUCAUAGCAUCUAUUAUUCUGAUCUUCCCUGGCCCAUGGGGAGGAUUCUCUCCCAGCAGAAAGCUCGUUCGGUAAAGCUGAAACUCGGGAUCACUGAUGACAAUGCUCAAGUGAAGAUGAAAGAGAUUUACGGGAGAGCAAGCUCUGCGUAUGAGGCCCUGUCGAAUUGUUUAGGGGAACAGAACUACUUAUUUGAGAACAGACCAUCAAGCUUGGAUGCUAUUUUUCUCGCCCAUGGACUCAUUGUUCUUCAAGCUUUACCUGAAUCUUCAAUGAUGCGGAUCAAUUUUUUGGAACACCCUAAUUUAGUUAGGUACGUGGAACAUUGCAAGACAGAAAUUAUAGAAGCUGAUACAUCUCCUUCUUCUGGCCCACACUUUCAUACGAAUGCAUCAUCAUCAGCAUCCAGAAGUCAAUCAACUAAGAGUUCAAAGCCUAAGAGCAAACCCAAAAGGGAGAAAACUAAGGAGGAGAAAAGCUAUAAAAGAAGGUCCACGUAUUUUGUGGUUGCACAGUUGGUUACAAUUGUUGUUUUCCUGACACUUAUGACUACAUAUGAUGAUGGUGUGGAGGCAGAUGAAGCUGGUUAUGACUACGAUGAAUGAAAGUUCAUCUCAAUUUGUCUCCUUUAUCCUCUUUUACAAUGCAAAUUGAAAUUUAGAAAAUUACCAUCCAUUCCAAAUUACUAAAAUAUGAUCCAUUUUUGUAUACACUAGUUGAUUGAACAUUGGAACAUGCUGCUGCUGUUUAGUUUACUGAGUUAUAGGAAAGGAACCAUGCCCUGACUCAACAUUUGGAUUUGUCGGCUUAAACAUGUUUUGGAAGGGAGAUUCAA